CUCCAACCCACCUGCUAUUCCAUUCCUGCUUCAUCUUCCUUGUGCCUCUCUUUACCCAUUGAUAAUCAUCCUCCCAAUACCUACUUGCAUUCAUGGCGGCGGCGAACGUGAUGUAUGUUAGUGUCAUGACGAUGCCGGUCGUAGCAGCAGCCCUCGGAGUCUACUUGCUUCACAAAACGUCGGCACCGGGCUUCAACCUCGAGUCUUCUCCUCGUGGAUUCGCCGAUGGUCGAAGUGGCAGCGGCAGCAGAGGGAGCGAGAGAAGGAAUGUGGUGGCGACUGGGGACGGAAGCCAGGAGGAGCAGCCCAAGUUAGCCCCGCAGUUCGAUGGAAUCUUCUGUUUUGAAACCCUGGUUCCUGCUUUUCGCUGAUCAACGAUAAGUUUGAUCGUAGCAUAAUUCAUUCUUCCUCUGGGCAUAUGUAGAAAACUCAGUUUCUCUCAAUGGUUACUGUACUCUUGUUGAACCACGCUGUUGUGCCUGCUGAUGAAAAUACAUGUAACUGAAGUGU
Molecule: messenger RNA, 510 nt
Organism: Linum trigynum
Lineage: Eukaryota; Viridiplantae; Streptophyta; Magnoliopsida; Malpighiales; Linaceae
Source: the annotation of a GenBank genome assembly